UGGAGCUCCUUCGAACUUUUCUCUUUGGGCACGUUGUGUUUCUGCUGUUCGUUCUGUUCUGAAGAAAAAAGUAUUCCUCUGUUUGGCUGUCUUUGUGUGGCAUCGGCUAAUAAAGAUGGGGGAAAAUAAAGAGAAGAACGAAACAUGUGGGACCAUUUUCCUAAAAUACCUGCUCUUCACCUUCAAUUUCCUGUUUUGGCUGGCAGGGGGUGCAGUGAUGGCUGUGGGCAUCUGGACGCUAGUUGAAAAGAGCGACUACAUCAGUCUGCUGUCCUCAAAGAUUUAUGCUGUCUCUGCCUAUAUACUGAUCAUGGCCGGGGUGAUUGUCAUGGUAACGGGGGUUUUAGGCUGCUGUGCCACCUUCAAGGAGCAAAGACGACUUCUGAGAGUGUAUUUUGUUUUACUGCUGUGUAUUUUCCUUCUGGAGAUCCUGGCUGGAGUUUUGGCCUACAUUUAUUACCAGCAGCUGAAUGAGGAACUGAAGGAGAACUUGAGGGAGACCAUGGUUCAAAAAUACCAUCAGCCUGAGCAGGACCAUGUGACGAAGGCUGUGAACAAACUACAGCAGGAGUUCAAGUGCUGUGGCAGUAACGGCUCCUUUGAUUGGGUGGAGAGUGUUUGGAUCCGCUCCGUUGAGGCCGACAGUCGGUUGGUUCCUGAUAGUUGCUGUAAAAGCCCAGUCAUAAAGCUGUGCGGUCGGAGAGAUCACCCCUCGAAUAUCUAUAAAGUAGAGGGUGGCUGCAUCACAAAGCUGGAGAACUUCAUUCUGAAUCACUUGCAAAUCAUUGGUGCAGUGGGGGUGGGCAUAGCCUGUGUGCAGAUUGUUGGCAUGUUUUUCACCUGCUGUCUGUACAGGAGUCUGAAAUCAGAGCCAUACUGAAGAGACCGCUCAACUACAGCAAUAAUCAGUGACCAUCAUUCUCUACAGCAUUUUUUUGUUUCACAAAAAUUUAAAUAGAUAGGAAAUAAUUAAAGGUUCUGCAUACCAUCAAAUCAGUUCCAACUAUCCACAGGCACAGACAGACAUAUACAGUAAUAAAUAUAGUGUUUUAUGAUUUUAAACACAUUAGGUAUUACCGAGUUAGAAAGAUUGUUCUAAUCUUUUUUGUAAGUGGCUUUAUUGUUCUUAUCAAUUAACUUAAGUUUGGACUGUAUUUUAUAUAUGAAACUUUUUAUGCUUUUUUUUUCUUUGUUUGUUUGUACUCCCAGAUCCUCAAUCAAA
Messenger RNA from Sinocyclocheilus grahami, 1222 nucleotides. It is a transcript of the gene cd151l, whose product is annotated as CD151 antigen, like. The transcript has 9 exons. Gene Ontology annotation, cellular component: plasma membrane. Lineage: Eukaryota; Metazoa; Chordata; Actinopteri; Cypriniformes; Cyprinidae. The record is from RefSeq and is a predicted model, not a curated record. Gene Ontology annotation, biological process: cell migration. The coding region runs from base 116 to 880 and encodes 254 amino acids.